This is a messenger RNA of Meloidogyne enterolobii, 1562 nucleotides long. Lineage: Eukaryota; Metazoa; Nematoda; Chromadorea; Rhabditida; Meloidogynidae. The record is from the annotation of a GenBank genome assembly.
UUUUUUAAAGGAAGUAAAUCUUGCAAUGAAUGAAUUAACAAAAAUUCCUGAAUCAAUUUUUUCUCUCAAAAACCUUCGAAAAUUGGAUCUCAGUUUUAACAAAUUAACAAAAUUGGAUUUUGUAGAAGGAACAUGGCCAAAUUUGGAAACUUUUAAUUUAUCUGGAAAUGAUUUAGAAGCUUUACCUUCACAAAUAAUUGCUUGUGUUAAAUUACAGAGACUAUAUGCAAAUUAUAAUAAAUUGAAUUUUGAAGGUCUUCCCGCCGGUUUUGGUAAAUUAAUGCAACUUCAAGUUUUAUUUUUAUCUCACAACAAUUUGGAAUUAAUUCCUGAAGGUGUUGGAAGGUGUGUAAAAUUGAGAAAACUUAAAUUGGAUAAUAACCGUUUAAUAACUCUACCUGAAGGAAUCCAUUUACUUCCAGAUUUGAAGGAAUUGGAUCUUCGAAAUAAUCCUGACCUUGUAAUGCCACCUAAACCAAGUGAUAAACAAAAAGCUUUGGCUUUCUACAAUAUUGACUUUUCUUUACAAAAUCAGUUGAGAAUUGCUGGGCAAACAACAACUUCAGCUACCACCCUUUCCGAAAAAGAUAUUAGUAGUGGUGGGGGACCUAAAGAUGCUGCUCAAAGAAAAAAAGAAUUUAUAAGGAGAAGAAGACAUCAAGCAGAUCAGGAUAGUGCUUCUAAAGUUAUUCAGGGAAUGUCUAAAGUAGCAAAGGAUGCAUUUGACAAAGGCCAAUCUAUUGAAUUAAAUGAUGAAAAUGAUGCUUCUGCUCUUGGUCAGAUUAGUUGGAAGGAAAAAUUGGCAAAACAAAAGCCUCGCCUCGACUAUUCAGACGUUUUUGAUGAUGAAAUUGGUUCCUGUGAUAAUUUGUGGAUGUGGGAAAUUGAAAAUUUUUAUCCGGCAUUAAUUGACCCUCGAGAACAUGGACAAUUUUAUGAAGCUGAUAGUUAUUUAAUUUUGAAAACAACUAGAGAACCUAGUGGAAGUUUAACUCAUGCAAUAUAUUAUUGGAUUGGGGAAAAGACGAGUUUGGACAAGGCAAUGUGUGCAGCUGUUCACGCAGUAAACCUAAGAAAUCACCUUGGAGCAUCUUGCAGAACAAUAAGGGAAGAAAUGAACGAUGAAUCUGAUGAAUUUUUGGAAUUGUUUAGUGAAGAAAUUAUUUAUUUUGACGGUGCAAAAAUGCAAUCAGGAUUUUAUGUUGUUGAAAAAGCUCCUUUUGUUAAAAAGCUCUAUCGUGCAUAUAUUAAUGGGCCUUCAGUAGAAAUGGAAGCUGUGCCGCUUAGCCCAGAAUCUCUCGACCCUCGUUUUGUUUUUUUGUUGGAUGCUGAUAAAAUUAUUUGGAUAUGGAGUGGAUCGCGUUCCAGGGUUUUUUUUAAUUUCAUUUUUAAUAAAUAAUUAGAAAAUGAAAAUUUUGCGGACAUUUUUUGCUGACUUUUUGUUGCAUCUUUUUUUGCGGAUUUUUUUUUGCGGACAUUUUUUGCGGAUUUUCUCUUGCGGACAUUUUUCUUGCGGACAUUUUUUGCGGACUUUUCUUGCGGAUUUUCUCUUGCGGACAUUU